UACCCCGGCUGGAGUGUUUAUAUGGGAAAAUUUUCAUCCCGGUUACCGAGAUCUCUGUCGCAAAAACCGAGAUCUUGGUAACCCGGUCAGCCCGGCUUCUCAUAUGAACACAUCGAAAUGUUCAGGAAGGAAAGAGUGACGAAGCGAGAUCUUGGAAACCGAGCCAGCCCGGUUGACCGGGCUCAUAUGAAGAGGCCUUUAAAGACGUUUUUGGAUCAAGAAGAGAAAUAAAUAAAAAUAAUCGUGGCUUAUCAACCAUCUGUUUAUAAAUAUAACAGGGGCCUUGGAAAAAUGUAGCUCAAUAGCUGAGCAGGAGACGACCUGCUACGUAUACCUACCCAAUUUUUUUUAUAUUGAGUGGACCAAAACAUCAUUAAGUAUCAUGGUGUUGGCUCACCGGCUCGAGCAGGCAAAACUUAAGUUAUCGGGAGGCUCGAAAAAUCGAGGGUUCGAGAAAUGGGGAUUCCACUGUAAGUUACUUUUCAUCCCUUCAAAACCCGAAGCUCGUUUCUUAGUAAACGUUAUGUUCAAGAGCGGGGAAAUAACAACCAAUGAACUAGGCUUACGAUUAUUGUGUCGUUGGAACAAUUGAAAUCUACUGUUUCACCGAAAACUGUUCCGUAACAAUAAAUGGCGUUAACCUCCCGAAAAUAAGCCUGGGAUUAUCAGUCUGUUACAAUCUUGAAACUCAGUGGACUCAAGACUAUAUAGGGUCUAAAUAGGAUUGCGCACCACCCGCGGUAACCUCAAUAUCAGGCCAUUCUUAGCAAGAGCGUAGGGGAAGGGGGGAAUUGCCCGGGUGCUACCUCCUCCUAGCCCCCGAGUAAGAGGAGCCUGGUACUCAGUCUACUCAGGCUAACACCAGGGGGCAUCUAACGGAUAAAUUAUGGCUUUAACUCCCUCCGAUUUUCUUACAAUUAUAACCUGGAACUUUUGUAAUAUCAAAAAUUUAAUGCCGGCUGUUUUCGGAGUCAUAAAAAUGUCCAGUCGUCGUUUUGGUUAUCGAAAAUGGUCAGCUAUGAUUUUCGGAAGGUUUUCGGGAAAUAGAAAAAAAUGCUAAUAAUUUCGAGAGGACUCAAGGUUCCCUAGAAUGACCGAACAGAUAAAAGUUUUAUAGCACAGUCUAAAAUUAAUUUAGCUACACUGGUUUGAAUAAUCAAUCCAGUUACAAUAAUUCGCCAAAAAGGCCAAAUAAGAAGCACUUGGAAGAUCUUGGAAAUGUGGCACCGUCGGCGCCGCACGAGGAGGGAAGCUGGGAACCAGGCGAGGAGAAAUUUGAAGUCGUUACUUCCUGUAGUUUCUGAUUGGUUUAUUGCGAAUAAAAGACUGUUUGUGAUUGGUCAACUUUGCACGCCCGGUAUUUUCAAUCGGAGUUCGAUCGAUUCCAGUUACAUUUCACUGUCAAACAUCUGAACUCGGUGCUCAACUCGAGAAGAUGUAGCGACAUUUCCUUGCAAGAAAAUACCAUCGGCCUAGCAUAACACCGUGGACUGAAGCAAGACCGUCUUUCUGUUAGAGUCCAGUAUCGAACGAAGUAGAACCUUGUUUACACCAUGUUAGAACCGAGGUUAACGCCGAGCAAAGAAAACUGUCAACUCGUCAACAAGGUUCAUUCGAAACGUGCUCAAUGGUACAGUCCUUGCAAGAAUUCUCCUAAAAUACCUCUUUCUCCAGAGCCUGAUGCACCGACUCUUAAACUAACUCACUUCGCCACCAUUCCUAAGAUAUCAUUUGGAACUGUGAAUGUUGGAAGCAGUAAAACAGAGACAUUCGUCGUAUUAAAUCCACAUCCGAUGAGUCAAACGUUGGAGAUAGUAAAAUGUCCAACGGAUAGAGGUUUUACGUUAGAUCUCAAUGACACUGGCAGCAGCGAGAAUUGCCAACCGAAUUUUGUCUCGAUCCCACCAAAGGAUGAGAUGUACUUUUCUGUUAAAUGGGAGCCAAAAGAGAGUGGCAACUUUCGUGAGAUUAUUCGAUUCAAAUGGGAGAAUUCUCCUUGUCUUCAAGUUGUGGUGUUUGGGGCAGCUUUAGGGCCAAAGAAAGCGAGAUCUGCGCCCAAAAGUAACUUCAAGAAAUCCCAGGUAAUUAAGAAAAAUCCCAAAGCUGUACUCCAACCAAGUCAAGCUCUAAAUACUUGUCAUGUUAAGGCAAGUGGCAUCACAGUGUUUGAGGACAUCAACACACAGGUAUUUGCUUCCAAGAAUGUGCCUGUGGAACAUCCAUCUGAAGUGGAUUUGUGCCGUGACACCUAUCUUGUCACAAAUGGUGCAAAACGCCAGCCAAAUUGCAAGGCCAAAGUAAAACCAUCAACUCCAAAAGUUUCAAAGCUGAUAAGCAAGCCCAUUACUGGAAAAACAAAGAAAACAGUGGUAUCAAAGAAGAAAGUUUCUCCUAUUUCAGGAACAUUGAAAAUGAAGCCUAAGCCAAAGGUGAAGUUAAAAGUUGCAGCAAAAGGAAUACCACAGAGAAAACUGCAACUGGUUAAAACUCCCAGGACCAACCUUCCACGACAUCCGAUGCCUUUUGCAGCAAAAAACAUGUACUAUGACGAGCGGUGGAUUGAAAAACAAGAAGAAGGUUUCACCAAAUGGCUGAACUUUGUCCUAACUCCACCUGAUGCAACAGAUUCUGGCACUCAAGCUGAAUAUGAUAAAGGAAAUGUCAUCCUUGGAGGAACUAAGGCCAUAAAGAAGUCCCAACCUUUGGCUCCCACAAGAGAGGUCCUCUCCUUCAGGACCUAUACUGCUAGACGUAAGAUGGCCCGUUUACGAAGAUCUGCUUGUCUGCUGUAUCAGUCAGAACCCCUAGGGCAUGUCAUUUGCAAGAUAGAAGCUGAAGUGGAAAAUGGACGGCUAGCUAUUAGACCUGACAAAAAGCUACAUGCUGAUUUAGGAAUCAAACAGCAGGUUAUUGACAUGAUCCUCUCUUAUAACACAUUGUGGCUGAGAAUUGGACUGGAGACCAUAUAUGGUGAAAUUUUACCCAUUUACUCCAAUAAUGACGUAGCAGGUUUGACGCAUUUCCUCAGUAGUCGAUUACUUGGUAACCCGGAUAUUGCUAGGGCGUUUGCUCAUCCACAGGUCCCAGGACUGUGCCGGGAAGGUUAUGUAGAACAGCUGGGCAAGUUUACUCUAAAGAAGUUUCUUUUGUUGGUGUUGUUCUUGGAUCGCGCUAAGUUGACUCGGCUUAUCGAUCACAACCCAUGCCUCUUCAACAAAGAUGCGUCUUUCAAGUCAAGUCGCAGUCUUCUACUAACGUUCUCUCGUGAGUACCUCAAAGGAGAAGGAGACGUUACGAAGCACUUGAGCUUUCUGGGGUACUCGGUUACGCAUUCUCAGAGAGCAAUUGAUGAGGUUGAUUAUGCCGUGAAGAACAUCGCCAUAGAUCUCCGAGAUGGUCUGCGCUUAACACGCGUGGCGGAGCUUUUGACUCAAGAUUGGCAGUUAUCGGCAAGUCUCCGUGUUCCAGCCAUCUCCAGAUUACAGAAAAUACACAACGUCGACGUCUUCAUAAACGCGUUGAAAGAAAGAGGUGUUCUUGUCGGAGGAGUUAAAUGUGGGGUUAUUGACGCGCGCCAUGUUGUGGAUGGACACAGAGAGAAAACACUCGCUUUACUGUGGCAGAUUAUUUUUCAUUUCCAGGUCAAUGUGCUUCUUAGCGAAAAACUGCUAAAGGAGGAAAUAGCUCACUUGGAGAGUACCAGGCUUCUCCGCGUUCAGUUAACUGCUGCAGACAACUGGGCCGACGGAGACAAUACAGAUUUCGCGGGGAAACGCCGUGACUCGUCAGACCUGUAUUUCCAGUCAGAUCGGCUGCGCUUGCUCUUCAAAUGGUGUAAGAUAGUCUGCAGACUGUACGGUUUGAAGAUCGAGAAUUUCACUGUCUCCUUCUCGGACGGUCGUGCACUCUGCUACCUACUUCACCAUUAUCACCCUUCACUACUCCCCCGGUCACUUGUCAAAGAACAAACAAGUCUGACCUGCAAUCCGGGGGUACACGACACGAGUGACAGCGAGGGGGAAGAAGGAAUGAAUGUGAAAUCGUGGACGGCGACAUUUAGCCCAGGUUCUGGAACGAACGUACUUCUAGAGGAAUUGAAAAACAACGAGCGCGAGAAUUUCCGCACAAUGGCGGAGAAGGUACAAGAACUGGGUGGUGUUCCCUUGAUGACAAAGGCCUCGGACAUGUCUUACACAAUUCCCGACGAGAAGGUUGUUAUUACUUAUGUGGCGUAUCUCUGCGCGCGUUUGUUAGAUCUUCGCGAGGAAACGAAGGCCGCGCGCUGCAUUCAGAUGGCCUGGAGACGACAUCGACUUAGAAGGCAACUGGAGAGGAAAAAGAACGUUGCACGGAUAGUAGUUUUCAUUCAGGCACAAGCCAGAUCCGCUAUGGCACACCGUAGAUUUCAAGCCGUAAGGAAAUCCGCUGUCCUCAUUCAGUCUGUGUACCGUGGUCACCUAUUUCGCAAACAACUUCGCGAUCGUCACCAAGCCGCUCGGUGCAUCCAGACUCACUACCGGGCCUUUAGAAAAGGCCGAGAGGUCCUGGACUGGUACAGAAACUUCCGUCAAACUGUUGUGCGACUACAGGCUAUCGUUUUGGCCAAUCAGAAAAAACGACACGUAAAAAGAAACCAAGCUGCGACGAUAGUGCAGGCUGCUUGGAGAGGAUACGUGGCAAGAAGACGGUUUGUUGAGCAACGCGCGGCUUGUGUUAAAAUUCAAGCUUUCACCAGAGGAGCCAAAGAACGGAGGAGAUUUUUGCGGCUUCAAAGGGCGACUUUGCUAAUUCAGCAAAUCUACGGAGCAACGAUGUUAGGGAGAAGAGAUAGGGCACGAUAUCUUCAGCUGAGGAAAUGUGUGAUUGCGCUACAGUCGUUCUUCAGGGGUAAACGUGAUCGCCGCGUCGUAAGGCAAAUUCGAGCGGCAAUUAAAAUCCAAAGUCACGUGCGCGCAUGGCAAAACCGUGCGAGAUUCGUUUUGCUGAAACGUGCGACUAUCAAGAUACAAGCUCACACUAGGAUGUGUCAAGCACAAAGAAGGUUUGCUGUUAUGAAAAACGCCACGAGAAGACUACAGGCUUACUUCAAAGCGGCUUUCCUUGGACGGCAGCAAAGGCACAAGUAUGAGACUCAAAAGGCUGCUUGUGUCAAGAUCCAAUCUUUUGUCAGAUGUUACUUGCAGAGGAGCGCAUUUUUAAAGAGAAGAGAAGCUGCUGUACUGAUUCAGUCGCUCGUGAGAAAGAAUGUCGCUCAGAGAAGAUACCUCAAGCUUGUAGCAUCCACUGUGACGAUCCAGAGAAAAUUCAGGGCGUUGCUGCGUACAAAAACUGCUCGGCAGAAGUUUAAACAGACCAAACUAUCUAUCGUGAUGAUUCAAUCGCGCUAUAGAGGUUACAGAUGCCGGAAGCACUUAAUGCGGGUCAAACAGGCCACUGUUACCCUUCAAACGCACACACGCCGUUGUCUAUCGAGAAACAAGUUCUUGGCUUUAAAACACGCUUCAAGCGUCAUCCAAACUCGCUAUCGCGCUCUGAUGCAAGGCCGUCACCAGAACAUGGAUUAUCAACGCAUUCGUCUUGCCAUUGUUCGUCUUCAAGCCAUAGUCAGGGGAAACAUUGUCCGCAAACACCUUCUUGUACAGUACACAUCGGCCAUCAUGAUUCAAGCUUCGUUCCGCCAGUAUUCUGCUACGAAAAGAUACCGUCAGAUGAAGCACUCAGCUAUUGUAAUACAGCAGCACUUUCGCUCCGUCUUGCUGACUCGUUCACACGUUUCACAGUACCAGCGGAUACGCUCGUGUGCCAUGCGCAUUCAGGCGCAUUACAGAGGGUAUCGUGCGAGACAGUCCUACAACAUUCUUAAGGCGGCUGUUGUCUUGCAGUCUGCUGUUCGUGGUUGGAAAGUCAGGAAAGAUCUUAAACGUCUGCACUUCGCUGCGGUGCUGAUUCAAACAUCUUACAGAAGCCACGUGGCCAAAACGAAGUACCGAUCUUUAAGGCAGGCUGCUAUGGUUCUACAACUUCACUAUCGUUCCCUCUUACUUGCCCGUCAGGAGCGUUCCAAUUUUAAACACCUGAAGCAAGCAGCCAUAAAGAUUCAAUCUUCUUUUCGUGGUUAUCAAGCAAGAAAACGGGUAGAACGUCUACGGGCUACCAAGAAAAUCCAGGCGACCUAUCGAGGAUACCUCGCCAGAAAAUCCUAUAAUAUUUCCCGCAAGUGCAUCGUUCGCGUUCAAGCGCUAGCUCGUGGGUAUUUGGCGAGAAAACACUUUCACGAUCUCAAGAAAGCCACUAUUAUGCUCCAGAGGCGGUACCGUGCCCGCGUGAUUGGCAUGCGUCAAUACGUGCAUUACCACGUUCAACGCGGGGCGUGCAUCGUUGCACAAGCGGCAGGGCGUAGCUACCUCUGUCGUAAGAGAUACCUAGAAAUGAAGAACGCAGCCAUAGUUCUUCAACAGAGGUACAGAGCUAUGCACGACUCUAGAAGACAACGGGAACGUUUCCUUGCUUUGAGAAGUGCUGCCAUUCGUCUCCAGGCUUGUGUACGUGGUUGGCUCGACAGAAAAUUGGCCAGAAGACUUCGAGCAGUGAGGCUGAUCCAAGCGACGUGUAAGAUGCAAAAGGCAAGGAAGGAGUACCUCGCUAUUAGGAGAGCUAUCGUCAAAGUGCAAGCUCAAACGCGCAUGCUUCAACACCGAAGGAGAUUCACCAAUUUGAAGAAUUCAGCGCUGGUGAUCCAGCGGAGGUUUAGGGCGACAAUACUUUGUAAGCGUGAUCAGCUGGUGUUUCACUUUAUGAGAGGCGCCGUUAUUACAUUACAGAUGGCAGUUAGAGGAUACCUUGUACGAGCGAGACUGCGCAGGAUGCGCAAUGCCGCUGUCAAGAUUCAGGCUUGUGUUCGCGGGUUUCUGGCGUGGAAGCAGUAUGAAGCUACUAAAAGAGCUGUACUUGUCUUACAACUUCGAUGCCGCGCCUGGCUUCUUGGCCGAGCAGUAGCCCGGAACUACAAUGCGCUGAAGUCCUCUACUCUUAUAAUCCAAUCCGCCUUCCGUGGUUACACAUGUCGCUCCAAAUACCUCGCCCAGAAAUCGUCUGCAGUAAUUAUCCAGGCAGCAGCGAGGCGGCAUAUUGCGCGACGAGUCUAUCUGAACCUUCGGGUCGCCGCUUUAGUCAUUCAACAGCGAUUCCGAACUAGGCGAGAGAUGCAAGAGGCGAGACAGAGUUAUCUGGCGCAGAGGAAGGCUUGCAUUAUGUUGCAGACCGAGAUAAGAGCAUGGUGUUGCCGAAGACAGUACAACGCAAUCAGAUCAGCAGCCAUCACCGUCCAACAACACCGCAGAGCUUGCAUCAGGACCCGUGUUCAAAGAACAGAAUUCUUGCGCUUGAAGAACGCCACCAUUGUUUUGCAGUCCUACUGGAAAAUGUCCUUGGCCAGAAGUGAGUACGAAAGAACUAGGAAAGCCGCCAUUCAGAUACAGGCUGUGGCGCGCAUGUGGAAGUUGGUCAUGGCUUACCAUAAGCUGAAGAAAACUGCCUCUGCAUUACAGACGAGAUACAGAGCUAAUACGCUUUGCAAACGACAACGCGAGUGUUACCAGACAAUGCGUAAAAGCGCCACUGUCAUACAGGCGCGCUUCCGUGGUUUCAAAGCAAGACAGCGCGUUCGUGAGAUGUUGGAGGAGAAUCAGAGAAGGCAUGCAGCAGCACUAAAAGUUCAGCGGUAUUACCGUGGAUUUCGGCUCAUGGAGGAAACCUACUUUGCGUAUCACGUGAUCCGCGGUGCCAUCAUUACUUUGCAGUCUGCGUGUCGCAUGUACGCUGCGCAGAAGUUCGUUCGCAAGCUUAGAGCUGUUAUCAGGAUACAGGCGAACUUUCGACGAAAAGUUACGCGGAGAAUGUUCCUUGGUGUAAGAGAAGUCGUGUGCAGAUUACAAGCAACGGUUCGUCGCAAUCAAGUAAGAAAGCGAUUUGUAAGAAAACGAGAAGCAGUUGUUACCAUUCAACAAUGGUACAGAGCUCAAGUGACAAUGAAGAAGAUCAAUGAAGAAUAUCACUGUUUUAGACAUGCCACAAUCCUUAUUCAGUCCCACUUUAGACGUCAUUGUCAGCGACAGGCAUAUCUUCGUGUUAGACAGACCGUAGUGCUGGCUCAGUCCAUGGUACGCAUGCGUCGACAAAGGACGAAAUUUCUUAGAAAACGCUCGGCGGCGGUCGUCAUUCAAGGUCGGUAUCGAGCGUACAUGUUGGGGAAAGCGGUCCGCCAGAGAUGCCAACUGAUGCAAUGGGCAGCAACUAGAAUUCAGAGCUGUUACCGAGGGAGCAAAGCUAGAGGUAAAGUGAAGAAACUAAAGGCUGCCAUACUUAUCCAGACCAACGUUAGAGCAAUGAUACAAAGACGGGCUUACUGCCGUGCGAAACAACUGGUGAUCGUACUGCAAGCAACGGCAAGGGCACGACGGUGUCAGAAGAAUUACCGUGAAUUCAAACACGCUACAAUCCUUCUGCAAAGAAAAGUCCGAGCAAACUUUGCCUCUCGGAAGAUGAGGGAAGAAUUUCUGGCGUCUAAGCACGCAGCUGUUAAGCUUCAAUCAUGUUAUCGCGGCUGGAAGGCUCGCUGUGUUGUUUGUCAAAUCAGAGCGGCGAUUCUGAUCCAGAGAUGGUUCCGAAGCAAUGUAGCAGGAAGAAGAGCUCGCGAGGAAUACCGCAAUCUCAAGGAAGCUGCUAUUAUCUUACAGGCCGCUUACCGCGGGCACUGCGGGCGUGUAAUCGCGAGUGACGUACGUGCUGCGCGCACCAUACAGGCGGCAGUCAGGGGAUUCAUCACCAGGAAAAGGAUUGAACGUCAGAGAGCGGAGCGCCUGGUACACUUAAACAAGUUUGCAUCAGCAGUGCAUCAUCAUUUGAACGUCAUCAGAAUUCAGCGAUAUUACCGCCGAGCACGUGCGAUGGCUUUGGCGAAAGCCCGAAUGGAUGCUGUACUCCUUAUCCAGUAUUGGUGGCGCAGUGUUCUUGAACGUCAGCGGUUUACCAGGCUUCGCUCUGCUGUUAUUGUCUUACAAAGAGCAACGCGAAAGAAACUGGAGACGAAGCACAAAAGAGCAGCUAAGAUCCAGGCCCUUUUCAGGGGAGUCAUGGCUAGGAAGCUCUUGAGAAAACUACAGGAAUCUGCACUACGAAUUCAGGCCUUUUGGCGCGGUUACCGAGUCAGAUGUGAGGUGUUCUCUCUCAAGGUUAAAAGAGCGCGCAAGCGCAUCAAGUCGGCCAAUGCUGCAGCAACUGAACCUAUGAAGCUUUGUAACCGCACCAGAUCUGCUCUGGACUUUCUGUUGCAGUGUAAGAACAUCAGUAGAAUAGUUGGAGCGCUUGUUAAUCUGGAGGUCGUCACUCGUCUAUCAGAGGUGUGUUGUCAACAGGUAGUAAAAGAUGGCGCGCUGCCUGUAAUCUUCAAAGUUAUUAAGAAGUGUAACCGCAGUUUACCGCACUUGGAGGUCAUCAAGUACUCCAUAUCAAUCCUCUUUAACGUUGGAAAGUACCCAUCCGUUUAUCGAGCCGUUUACGAGGAACCGGAUGCCAUCGACACCUUGGUAGAGCUCCUGGCGAAUUUCAGAGACAAAAGUGUUAUCUUCUCCAAGACUUGCUGUCUUCUUGUAUUGUUAUGCCGGGACUCUUCCAUCGCACGUGAAAUUCUCAACAUGAAAAAGAUCGUGGAGGACAUCAAAAGCGUACACAACAUAGCUGAACGAAACCACAGACUGGAAACGAAGCGAAACAUGAUGAAAUCCAAAUCAGACAAUACCAUAAGUCAGUUAGCGCCACCCACGCCAUGCAAGGCCACGCCUUAUAAGGCGAGGAAAUCCAACUCGCUCAAGUGGCAACGACGUUUGGACAUGGUUCAGGAUCCUUUGGAAGCUGUGCGACUGCUCGUGCGAGGACUGGGUCUUGUUGGGCACGACCAGUGAAAAGAAACAUUCUUAUAGCCUUAACGCUCUCUCUGUCGAGAGUUUUGAACUUUUUAUCGACUUUUACAGAUUUUUAGGCAAAUACUUUUAUACCGUUGUACAGUGUGUUUUGUGACAGUUUUCUUUAUGUCGAGGAAAAGGUUGUUCUUCAUAUUCGUAAAUGAUGAACGGUGAGGUAUUUCAUGCCGUGAACAGCGGAAUAACUUGUAAUAAGGUUUACAAAAUUUUUGUUCUAUUCGCUUUAAACGUUUUAGGGACAUAACAAUCUUUAACAAAACGCACACUUAAGUAUAGGCCGCUUCUGCACUCUUCCUUGUCUCAUAUAUUUUAUCGAGGAAAAUAUCUCAAGUUUUACAGACGUUUGUUUGUUAGUUUGAAAUUCGAAAUAGUGAAAAGAACAAUUCGUUACCACGAAUAUAGCGUAAAUAGAACAAGCUUCCCUAAGAAAAGGAAGACGGAAACAUAAUUUCAAGGAUAUUUCUGACAAGUAGUAUUUUGCAUUUAACGUGGUUAGUUACCAUUUAGAGCUUCAAAAGUCGAUUCCACUCACUCGCAUGCUUUGAGUAUUGUUCACAGUUAGUUCUACUUGUCAUGUUUCUGUAAAUACAUGUACAUUGAACAAGAGUAAAUCGACAUCAGCAGGA
Messenger RNA from Orbicella faveolata, 10603 nucleotides. RefSeq lists its product as uncharacterized. Gene Ontology annotation, cellular component: spindle pole. Gene Ontology annotation, biological process: establishment of meiotic spindle localization; mitotic cell cycle; spindle organization. Gene Ontology annotation, molecular function: calmodulin binding. The record is from RefSeq and is a predicted model, not a curated record. Lineage: Eukaryota; Metazoa; Cnidaria; Anthozoa; Scleractinia; Merulinidae.